Moneuplotes crassus is the source of this 812-nucleotide messenger RNA. The record is from the annotation of a GenBank genome assembly. NCBI's taxonomy places the organism in Eukaryota, Ciliophora, Spirotrichea, Euplotida, Euplotidae.
UUAUUGAAAAUGUAUACUAGUAGAAAGAGAGCAGGAGGUAGCAGUCUUGGUAACGAGCUUCCUCUUUUAACACCUCGAAAAGAGAUUGAGUAUUAUUCACCAUUAAGAAGCUCAAGAAAGGGAUACCACUACGGCAGAUAUGCUGAAGAUAUGUACCCUCAUUAUUACCACGAGUCUAUCCGCCGUUCUUGGGAUCUACAUAAUGCGGCUUUGGAGGAUUUGAAUAAUAAAUAAGGCUAUGAUUGAUCUGGCAAAGCAGAAUCAAGAGUUGAAGCAUAAGAUAAAGGAGAAGCAUAGGAAGGACAAGAUAGCACUUGAUGCAUCUCUAAAAUUAUACAAGUUAAAACAGGAUAUAUACGGGCAACUUCAAGAAGAUUCUCUGAAACAGUUAGUCAAGCAAAAACAAAGAGCUAUUGAUGACGAUGUUGAAGAUAGAGCUAUUCAUGACAUUCUGGCCACACAUCAGGACAACCUGAAAGGGCUCACUAAUUCUAUCUUUGUAGCUAAAGAGGAAAAAUUUAAGCAAGCUGCUGAUGACCUCCAUGCGAAACUUUCAGAAAUAGAAGCGAGGAGGUUGCUGGACAAGAAAAUGAGUAAAAAUUACAAGAAGCAGGUGAAACGACUUAAGAAUGACGAAGAGUAUAUGACUAAUAAGUUCAUGAAUGAGUACCAGAGGAUUGAUUAUUUGAAUAACAUGUAUAACCCUUAUUACGUUCCUCCUAUCUCAGGAAUUGGAGCAUUGAAUCUUGGCAAUGGCAAGAAGAAAGACAUGUAAAUUUUCGAGAAGAAUCAUUAUAAGUUUAAUAUAAUAA